Ilex paraguariensis (yerba mate) is the source of this 846-nucleotide messenger RNA. Lineage: Eukaryota; Viridiplantae; Streptophyta; Magnoliopsida; Aquifoliales; Aquifoliaceae. The record is from the annotation of a GenBank genome assembly.
AUGGCUCUAAGCUACAGCUCAAACUGGACAUUUCAGCACCUCAAUCCAGACGUAGGUAUAUUCCCACAAACACAACCAGAGCUAUCUUCAGAGCUCUUGGCCUUUCACGACGACUUUGCAGUUUCAGACACGUAUAUUGAUCCAUUCUUUGAGCAGGAAGAGUUGUUCUACUCAGACAACUACACCUAUCUCAUCCCAUACCUUUCUUCUGAAUCCAUUUGCUUUAACUCCCUCACCCCAGAACUCUGUACACCCCAAGAUUUCGAGCCAUAUCAUUGUCUAAAACGCCAAAAGUUCGGUGAAGAUGACUACUCCGAUUUUCCACCUUACUAUAAGUUUGUUCCGAAUCCCCCGAUUCUACAAGAAGUGUCACCGGAACUGCUUGUUCCAUUGCCGGAGUUUCAGAGUCCACUGGUUUAUGAUGGUGGAAGUGUUGGAAGUGCAAAGAAACCGAGUGGAGGGACCUUGUCGGCGCAGAGCAUCGCUGCACGGGAGAGGAGGAGAAAGAUAAGUGAUAGGACUCAAGAGCUUGGGAAACUUGUUCCUGGUGGCCAGAAGAUGAACACUGCUGAUAUGUUCGAAGCCGCUUUCAAGUACAUCAAGUACUUGCAGGCCCAAGUUGGUAUUCUCGAAUUCAUGGGGUCAAUUCAGGACAAUGAUGAAGCUCUGUGUGCUCAAGAACUCCAAGUUCUUCUUGGAUCUCCUUUUGUUCAACAGAAGUUGUACUCAGCAGAGAAGUGUUUGGUCCCCAAGAAAUUUGUUCAAAAUCUAGCAGAAGAUCCUGAACUUCAAUCGGACACUCAGGUCUUGAAAGGCAUCAAUCAGUUGCUUAAAACUGGUGGCUAA